This is a messenger RNA of Rhinolophus ferrumequinum (greater horseshoe bat), 4396 nucleotides long. RefSeq names its product neuroligin 4 X-linked (gene NLGN4X). Gene Ontology annotation, biological process: synaptic vesicle endocytosis; neuron cell-cell adhesion; postsynaptic membrane assembly. Gene Ontology annotation, cellular component: postsynaptic specialization membrane; synapse; cell surface. The record is from RefSeq and is a predicted model, not a curated record. NCBI's taxonomy places the organism in Eukaryota, Metazoa, Chordata, Mammalia, Chiroptera, Rhinolophidae. The coding region runs from base 1163 to 3673 and encodes 836 amino acids. The transcript has 9 exons. Gene Ontology annotation, molecular function: neurexin family protein binding; signaling receptor activity.
CCCUGUACGCCUCUGGCAUGGUGGCUCCGUGUGGGGUGCUCACCUGUUUCACCACCGGGGCACCCACCGGGGAAUCUCUAGGUUACAGCUGGUUUGCACCGGGAUUAGCUGCUCUUUGCAUCGGCUUGUAGCUGUGGAUGUGGAUUCUGUAGUGAUGGGGCCGAAUGCGGACAUCUAUUGGCUGCUGUCUUCCUGAAUUUCAUUCAGUUUGGUCCAAUAGCAGAGGGGGGAGCAGCGAGUCUUAGGACCACUCUCUUCAAUCUCUCCUUUACUUGCAGACCCGUCUCUCCCUUCUCGGCCUUAGCACAGAGCUCUUAUUCAGACCUAGCUCUGCCUGUCCUGUUCCCUCUGCGCGAGCCUGACACCAUCUACAAUAGAAACCACGAAUUUCCUCCAAAAGGCGGUGUGGCGGGAUCCUCACAUUCCCUUGGAAGAGCGAAUCUAGUUGGGAUUGCAGAAAGCCAAGACGCCUGCCCUCAAGACAGCCUGCCAAAUCGCACCCUCGUCAGGGUCUCCUAGAGAAACCUGGAUGCGUAAAAAGAACACUCAGCUGGUGCAGGUUUUCCGCGGCGAAGGUAUCGUUUUGACCUACUAAGUAGGACGAAUUGGAAUGGCUCUGAAGGUCUCAAUGAACCCCGAAAGCUUCAGUUGUAAAGAUGACGUUAUAUGGAGAGGCUUACUUGAAACCUUAUCCUAGUGUGGAAUAUAUCAGCCUUAGCUUCCACGUCUGAUAUUCCUCCAAAGGGAAAAAUGUGCUGAGAUGGAAGAGAAACCCAAUAGACUUCCAUGGAGGCAUUUUUAAAGGCAUCUUCGUAGAAGGGCAAUGUAAUGGCUGACCUCUGUGCCCUGGAGUUUUCAUAAGGAAUCGUCUCCCUUGGCACGUGUUGGAUGGUCACCACGUCCUUGGAGCCUGGCACUUGGCAGAAUUCGGUUCCAGGAUUAAGGGGGGCUGCUGUCUCGCGAUGGGCUGCACAGAAAACCACUUGGUUUGUUCUUAACAUUGGGCUCCGUCUAUGACUCAUCAGCACGGCUUCCUAGCUAGCCCAUUGCCUCUCCUGGGUCUUUGGCUGCCUGGAAAGCCCUCUGUCUCCGCGGGCUGGCUUCACGGCUUUGUCUGCUUGGCAUUGCAUCCCACAGACGCCUUCGGAUGUGGGAGUGAACAAUGUUGAGACCCCAAGGACUGGUAUGGCUCCCCUUGUUCUUCACCCCGGUCUGCAUCAUGGUGAAGUCCAAUGUCCUCCUGUGGAUAACCGCUCUUGCCAUCAAGUUCACACUCAUUGACAGCCAGGCACAGUAUCCCGUCGUCAACACCAAUUAUGGCAAAAUCCGGGGCCUAAGAACACCAUUGCCCAAUGAGAUUUUGGGUCCAGUGGAGCAAUACUUGGGGGUCCCCUACGCCUCGCCUCCCACUGGAGAGAGGCGGUUUCAGCCCCCGGAACCUCCGUCCUCGUGGACUGGGGUUCGAAACGCCACCCAGUUUGCCGCCGUGUGUCCACAACACCUGGAUGAGAGGUCUCUGUUGCAUGACAUGCUGCCCAUAUGGUUUACUGCCAAUUUGGAUACUUUGAUGACCUACGUUCAAGAUCAAAGCGAAGACUGCCUUUACUUAAACAUCUAUGUACCCACGGAAGAUGGAGCCAACACAAAGAAAAACGCAGAUGAUAUAACCAGUAAUGACCGUGGUGAAGAUGAAGACAUCCAUGAUCAGAACAGUAAGAAACCAGUUAUGGUGUAUAUCCACGGCGGGUCUUACAUGGAAGGGACUGGUAAUAUGAUCGACGGCAGCAUUCUGGCCAGCUAUGGGAAUGUCAUCGUGAUCACCAUUAACUACCGGCUGGGGAUUUUAGGGUUCUUGAGUACCGGUGACCAGGCAGCCAAGGGCAACUAUGGGUUACUAGACCAGAUCCAAGCGCUCCGCUGGAUUGAGGAGAACGUCGGGGCGUUUGGUGGCGAUCCCAAACGUGUGACCAUCUUCGGCUCGGGCGCGGGAGCUUCCUGUGUCAGUCUUUUGACCUUGUCCCACUAUUCAGAAGGUCUGUUCCAGAAAGCGAUCAUCCAGAGUGGGACCGCCCUGUCCAGCUGGGCAGUAAACUACCAACCUGCCAAGUACACUCGGAUAUUGGCAGAUAAAGUCGGCUGUAACAUGCUGGAUACCACGGACAUGGUAGAAUGCCUUCGGAAUAAAAAUUACAAGGAGCUCAUUCAGCAGACCAUCACGCCAGCCACCUACCACAUUUCCUUCGGUCCCGUGAUCGAUGGUGACGUCAUCCCAGACGACCCCCAGAUCCUGAUGGAGCAGGGGGAGUUCCUGAACUAUGACAUCAUGCUGGGCGUCAACCAAGGGGAAGGCUUGAAGUUUGUGGACGGCAUCGUGGACAGUGAGGACGGCGUGACCCCCAACGACUUUGAUUUCUCCGUGUCCAACUUCGUGGAUAACCUUUACGGCUAUCCAGAAGGAAAGGAUACAUUGCGGGAGACCAUCAAGUUCAUGUACACGGACUGGGCCGAUAAGGAGAACCCCGAAACGCGACGGAAGACCUUGGUCGCUCUCUUUACCGACCACCAGUGGGUGGCCCCCGCCGUGGCCACCGCGGACCUGCACGCUCAGUACGGCUCUCCCACCUACUUCUACGCCUUCUACCACCACUGCCAAAGCGAAAUGAAGCCCAGCUGGGCCGACUCGGCCCACGGCGACGAGGUGCCCUAUGUAUUUGGGAUCCCCAUGAUUGGACCCACCGAGCUCUUCAGCUGUAACUUCUCCAAGAAUGAUGUCAUGCUCAGCGCUGUGGUCAUGACGUACUGGACGAAUUUCGCCAAAACCGGUGACCCUAAUCAGCCUGUUCCUCAAGACACCAAGUUCAUUCACACAAAACCCAAUCGCUUUGAGGAAGUGGCCUGGUCCAAGUACAACCCAAAGGACCAGCUGUAUCUGCAUAUCGGCCUGAAGCCCAGAGUGAGGGAUCACUACCGAGCUACCAAAGUGGCGUUCUGGUUGGAACUCGUCCCCCACCUGCACAACUUGAAUGAGAUAUUCCAGUAUGUCUCCACCACCACCAAGGUCCCUCCUCCUGACAUGACAUCCUUUCCCUACGGCACCCGGCGAUCUCCUGCCAAAAUAUGGCCCACCACCAAGCGCCCAGCUAUCACCCCUGCUAAUAACCCCAAGCAAUCCAAGGAUCCACACAAAACAGGGCCCGAGGACACCACCGUCCUCAUUGAAACCAAGCGGGAUUAUUCCACAGAACUGAGUGUCACCAUUGCCGUGGGGGCCUCCCUACUCUUCCUCAACAUUCUGGCUUUCGCGGCGCUGUACUACAAGAAAGACAAGAGGCGCCACGAGACCCACCGGCGCCCCAGUCCCCAGAGAAACACGACAAAUGACAUCGCUCACAUCCAGAACGAAGAGAUCAUGUCACUGCAGAUGAAACAGCUGGAGCAUGAUCACGAGUGUGAAUCCUUGCAGGCCCAUGACACGCUGAGGCUCACCUGCCCGCCAGACUACACUCUCACGCUGCGUCGGUCCCCGGAUGACAUCCCACUUAUGACACCAAACACCAUCACCAUGAUUCCAAACACACUGACGGGGAUGCAACCUUUGCACACGUUUAAUACGUUCAGCGGAGGACAAAACAGUACAAAUUUACCCCACGGGCACUCAACCACUAGAGUAUAGCUUUGCGGUUCCUUUCCCUUCCCUCUGCGCCGCUCCCUCCGCAACGUGGAAGAGAGAACGAAAACGAGAAGCGACAUCUCCACUCUCCACACAAGGAAUGUUUUUCCUCCCGCUGACAUAGGACGAAAACAAAAAUAAAAUAAAAAGCAAAAGGGCAGUCAUCAUGUCGCUGUGGACCCACCCCAUUGGCAUUUCCUAGUAUGACCAGAUCAACUUCUGACCCUAUGAAAUGUGAAAAGUAUACAUUGCUGUUACAACACUGCUUUAAGAUCUCCGCCACUCCAGCGAUCCUUUAGUGUGACCUGGACAUCGCCGUUCCAAGGACCAACGUAACAAUAGAAGCUGACACUUCUGGAACUUAGCCAGGGAUGCUUAAUUUUUUUUUUUUUAAAUUACAAUUUCAAAAAAAAUAAAAAUAAAAGUUCUCUAUGUGCCAUAGGACAGAUGGCUCUACUGAAGUGAAGAAAAGAGUCUGUGGGCUUUUACCCAGCAUAUGCAGCUGUAACCCAGCGAGAAAGAAAAGUAGAAUUUUAUUAUUAAAAUAAAAGACCUGACUAUGCAGUAACACACGUAGAGUUCUGUGCAAAGAGAGGUUUUGCCAGUCUGAACUAUAUUUAAGAACCUUUGUAAAAAUAGAAGAAAAGAUGUAUAUAGCUGUGAGUUUAAACACACACACACGCACACACUCACACACACACACAGAAAAAAAGAACAAAACAACAA